Messenger RNA from Tarenaya hassleriana, 1625 nucleotides. Its product is annotated as ATPase family AAA domain-containing protein 1-like. NCBI's taxonomy places the organism in Eukaryota, Viridiplantae, Streptophyta, Magnoliopsida, Brassicales, Cleomaceae. Bases 185 to 1384 code for a protein of 399 amino acids. The record is from RefSeq and is a predicted model, not a curated record. Gene Ontology annotation, molecular function: ATP binding; ATP hydrolysis activity. Gene Ontology annotation, cellular component: mitochondrial outer membrane. The transcript has 5 exons.
AUUCCACAAGCUCUUCCUGAAUUAAAACCCUUUCGCUGUCCACACGACCUGCUGCUGUUCGACGAUAUCGUCUUGAUUUCUGUUCGCUUCUCUUGCCUGUUGUUUCUGAACCUCAAUUCCCGAGAUUUUUCUCGAGAGAAAAGGGUUCUGUCCGAAUCUCAACUCUUUGUGCCUGGGAAGAGGAAUGGGGGGUUCGUCUUCGGAGACCAAGUUCUUGCAAGAGUUGAUACUUUACGCGGCGAGCGCGGCGCUAAGCUGCUUGGUUCUGUUCGCGGGUCUCCGACAUCUCGACCCGAACCGUGAGGCGGCUAAAAAGGCGCUCGAGCACAAGAAGGAAAUCGCCAAGCGUCUGGGUCGUCCUCUUAUCCAGACCAAUCCCUACGAGGAUGUAAUAGCAUGUGACGUGAUAAAUCCGGACGACAUUGAUGUAGAGUUUGGUUCUAUUGGAGGCUUGGAAACCAUCAAACAGGCUCUGUAUGAGCUUGUGAUUCUGCCUCUGAAGAGACCUGAGCUGUUUUCUCAUGGAAAGCUUCUUGGCCCUCAAAAGGGUGUCUUGCUGUACGGGCCUCCUGGAACUGGAAAGACAAUGCUUGCUAAAGCCAUUGCAAAAGAAUCAGGAGCUGUUUUCAUCAAUGUGAGGAUUUCUAACCUGAUGAGCAAGUGGUUUGGAGAUGCUCAGAAGCUUGUUACUGCUGUGUUUAGCUUGGCCUCCAAACUCCAACCCGCUAUUAUAUUUAUCGACGAGGUUGACAGCUUUCUUGGUCAGCGUCGGUCAACAGAUCAUGAAGCAAUGGCAAACAUGAAGACCGAGUUUAUGGCAUUGUGGGAUGGAUUUACCACAGACCAGAAUGCAAGGGUGAUGGUUCUUGCUGCAACUAACAGACCGUCAGAGCUUGAUGAAGCAAUACUGAGGCGUCUUCCUCAAGCCUUUGAAAUCGGGUUUCCUGACCGCCGUGAGAGAGCUGAAAUUCUGAAAGUGACUCUGAAAGGAGAGAGGGUCGAACCCAAUAUCGACUAUGAUUACGUAGCCAGGUUAUGUGAAGGCUAUACGGGAUCAGAUAUUUUCGAACUCUGCAAGAAAGCAGCCUACUUCCCCAUCAGAGAACUCCUAAGAGAGGAGAAAAACGGGAAACAUUGUUCGGUUCCUCGGCCGUUGUUACAGUCGGACUUGGAAAAGGUUCUUGCUACGUCAAAGAAGACACAGGUUGCUGCAGGAGAGUACUCUGGGCUGAGCUCGCAAGCCUCUGAAUGGAGAAGCCAAAGGGAUCCAGACGAAGUGCAAGCCGCCAUAAGUGGUCUCUCCAAGCUUAUAGUGUCUCAGUUCAUUAACCUUCAGUCAGAUUCUCAGGACUCGUGGAGGGAAUCCGAGGAAUCCCCCAGAUGAAUUUUGUUUCCCUGAACACGAAAGGAUGAAUCUUUUGAACGGGCGGAGGCAUUUCCUUGAUGCCCACGCUAUCAAAUAAAUCAAGUGAUGUAAUCUUUUUGAUACUGAAUCUCCUGUUCAGUUGAGCAGUGUUCUAGAUUCAGCUUCUUACAACUUUUUUUUUCUUCCAAUCUUUGUCGUCUUCGACACCUUUGGGUAGAUGGGUCAUCGAUCUUUUUAAUCAAUUUAUCUAUUUUCACGA